UUUUGUCAGAUUGGCAAUGGGCAUCAAGUUUUAUAAGAUGAAGGAAGCAGUUUUGGAGGGACAUUUGUUGAGGUCAAGAGAGGAUGCAACAACCAAUAUUGGUCUGGUUGUUGGGUCUUCCUUCCCAAACAAAACCCAAAAAGAAACACAGAAUUAGAGCAAGUCACCAAUACCAAACGGAUGGCCACCUUUUCACACACUAAAUGGUGUACUAAACUUAAGCUUACUUAAGAAUCUAAAUCACAUUCAAAAAACUUCAUCGCCCUCUAACCCAUUCUACUCAACUUAAUUUUGCUCCAAUGCUUGAGAGUUAUUAUGCAAAAUUCACCAACUUUUUACCUGUUUUUUGCUUUAAAAUAUACUAUGGUUCCAACCGUUUUCACUUUUUUGAUGAAUAUUUGCCUUUUGCAAUAAAAAAUCUUGGAAUUUUUAUUAUUUUUUCAACCCUUAUUUCAAGAAUGAACUUUAAAAAAGUUACAAAAAAGGUAGUUUUGAAGGGGGAUCAGAUCUUUGCUUUAACCACUUUUGAAAGAGGAAGGUUUUAUUUGCAAUCAAGCGGUGAUUAUUGUUUCCACGUCCAAAAUGAGAGGCCCACUUAUCCGUGGAAGAAAAGCAAGAAGGAUGUUCAUGUCCAAAUGACUGCUCCGGAUGUUACAUACGAAGCCUCCAUUACCACCACAAGUUUCAACCCUCUCUCUGAACACACUUUAAUGGCGUCCCUUCCACCAAUCAAAGUUUCUAGUUCAGAUAACCUUCACUUCUCCCAUUGAUUCGUCCUCUUCUUCUCUAACUUAACUUCAUCAAACAAUGCUACUCCCUGCAAUCAACUCCGCCCCUUUCUCCUGCUCUGUUCGUCUCACUAACCCCAUCUCCGUCUUUUCACGGAAUGUCGCCGUCGCCGUCUCCGCCCAAGCGUCGCCGGCGAAUUCUAGCUACAGCGUCUCCGACAAGGAUCUCGAAUCCCGAGGCUUCAUGCUUCACCGCACCGUCUCCGACCUCAACCUCGACCACCUGAACUCGGUCUUCGCCGCCGUCGGAUUCCCCAAGCGCGAUCCGGACAAGAUCAGGAUUGCGUUGGAGAAUACGGACGCCUUGCUCUGGAUCCAAUACAGUAAAACGCAACGGCCGGUGGCGUUCGCUAGGGCUACAGGCGACGGCGUGUUCAACGCGAUUAUAUGGGAUGUGGUGGUGGAUCCAUCCUUCCAAGGGCUUGGUUUAGGGAAGGCUGUGAUCGAGAGGAUUAUCGAGGACCUGCUGCGUAAAGGCAUUUCCAAUAUCGCAUUGUAUUCGGAGCCUCGUGUGCUAGGGUUCUACAGGCCUCUAGGUUUCGUCGCGGAUCCGGAUGGGAUCCGUGGAAUGGUGUACUCGAGAAAGAAAAAGAAAAACUAAAUACAGAAUUCCUCAAAUUCAAUUGCAUCUGAUUAUUUUCUCGCA
Molecule: messenger RNA, 1434 nt
Organism: Cucurbita pepo subsp. pepo (vegetable marrow)
Lineage: Eukaryota; Viridiplantae; Streptophyta; Magnoliopsida; Cucurbitales; Cucurbitaceae
Product: Acyl-CoA N-acyltransferases (NAT) superfamily protein
Cellular component (GO): cytoplasm
Molecular function (GO): N-acetyltransferase activity
Source: RefSeq, a predicted model, not a curated record